Molecule: messenger RNA, 1317 nt
Organism: Mya arenaria
Lineage: Eukaryota; Metazoa; Mollusca; Bivalvia; Myida; Myidae
Product: RNA-binding protein with serine-rich domain 1-B-like
Exons: 6
Coding region: 118-858 (246 amino acids)
Biological process (GO): mRNA splicing, via spliceosome
Cellular component (GO): nucleoplasm; ASAP complex; cytoplasm
Molecular function (GO): RNA binding
Source: RefSeq, a predicted model, not a curated record
UUUUAAGCCAAUGAGGACAAACGUAACAUAUCAGACUAAAAAAGUUUACUUCCGGAGACGCUUUUGUACGAAUGUAAACAAACUUUCUGGACUAUCAGAAUCUAUAUCGACACAAAAAUGCCUGACCGUGGUCGGGACACUGAGAAGGAGAAAGAGAAAAAGAAACGGGCCGGGUCAUCAAGUUCAGAUAGCAGCAGUUCCUCUUCAAGAAGUAGGUCGCGUUCGUCAUCCUCUGACAGCAGCUCCUCAGGUAGUUCCAGCUCUUCCCGAUCUUCAUCAUCGUCCAGCGGCUCAUCAAGAAGUGGGCGUUCAAGGUCAAGGGACAAACCAAGACCACGCAAGAAGUCAGGGGGAGAGUCUCCAAAGCGCAAGAAGAGAAGUCCAACACCUCGGCCGACAAAGGUGCAUGUUGGUAAAUUGACCCGUAAUGUGAUGAAGGAACACAUACAGGAGAUAUUCUCUGUGUAUGGGGUGAUCAAGCACCUUGAGAUGCCCCCUGACAGGGCACACCCAAGCUUCUCUAAGGGAUUUGCCUACGUGGACUUUUCAAAUCCAGAAGAAGCUGACAAAGCAGUCAAACAUAUGGAUGGAGGUCAGAUAGAUGGCCAGGAGGUGACUGCCCAAACUGUCCUGCCACCGCGGCCAGCUCCUAGACCUGCCAGGAGAAGUCCACCACCGUCUAGACGAGGCCCUCCGUCUGGACGCUCCUGGAGACCUUCUCCACCAAGAUUUCGAGAUGAGCGAACACGCAGGUCUCCUCCCCGCCGUGCCCGGACCCCACCCCGUCGUCGUUCUCGCAGCAGGUCACCCGUGAGGCGGCGGCGACACAGUCGCUCAAGCUCAAGUUCCUCACGAUGAGAUCACCUUGCAAGAUAAUGUGACUUUGUGACUCAGAUAUGUAUUCAGCACACUGAUCAUGCAGCAACUGUUUAUAAAAUGGAUGCUAGGCACUGUAUGGUGUGUAACUGGAAACUAAUUGCACAACAGGUCUGAUGGCAAUCAACAUUUUUCAUGAUUGGUAGCAAAAUGGAUCAUGAUAAAAAUAUUUUUGCUUUUAAGGAUUUAAGCAGAAAAAAGAGACAUUUUAACAAUGGAAUUAUAUUUCAAAUAUAGCUUUAAUAUGAACAUUUUCUUUGUAUUGUUAUGAUGAUUUGUCGUUCCUACAUCUUCAAGUAACAUGUAUUUCGUAAUAACUGUUUAAUAAUUCUGUUUAGUUUCAGCAAAUUACGAUUGUAUUGCAUUAAAAUCACUUUUCAUUAUGUUUUUCUCUUGUACAGUAUUGUAAUUUUAAUGUCGUGAAAUAAAUGUUAAAUACAA